This is a messenger RNA of Mercurialis annua (annual mercury), 715 nucleotides long. RefSeq names its product early nodulin-like protein 17. Bases 91 to 582 code for a protein of 163 amino acids. The transcript has 2 exons. Gene Ontology annotation, molecular function: electron transfer activity. Lineage: Eukaryota; Viridiplantae; Streptophyta; Magnoliopsida; Malpighiales; Euphorbiaceae. Gene Ontology annotation, cellular component: plasma membrane. The record is from RefSeq and is a predicted model, not a curated record.
UGUCCCUUUUCCACAUUUUCUUUUCUCCUUCCUAACAGUCAAGUUCAGUGGAAAAAAACAGUAGAGAAACAAGAAAUCAUUUGAACAACAAUGGUGCCAAUUUUCUUGUGCUUUUUGAUCCUCAUCUCUGUCACUUCCACCACUGCCACUGACCACAUUGUUGGUGCUAACAAAGGCUGGAAUCCAGGCAUCAACUACACUUACUGGGCUAAUAACCACACCUUCUAUGUUGGAGACCUUAUCUCAUUUAGGUACCCAAAGACUCAGUACAAUGUGUUUGAAGUGAACCAAACUGGAUAUGAUAAUUGUACUACAGAAGGAGCCACUGGAAACUGGAGUAGUGGUAAAGAUUUUAUACCUCUUAACAAGGCUAUGAGAUACUAUUUUAUUUGUGGGAAUGGGCAGUGUUUUAAUGGCAUGAAGGUCUCUGUUCUUGUUCAUCCUUUGGCUCCACCUCCAUCAACUUCUGCUAAUAAGACUUCACCUAAAUCUGAUGCUUCUGUGAUUUUGCAUAAUGGGUUUGUUGGAUUUAGGGUUUUGGUUCUAUUUGGUUUUAUUUGGUUUGGAUUUGGUUUGAUUUAGUAUCGGUUGAGAAAAUGUUGUUGAGGACUGUGAUUUUAUUCUUCUUGCUCAAUUGUAAGUCUUUUUUUUUCCUUGUUAUAGUUUCUCAUUUAUCCUCUUUUGUAUGAGAAUUGAAUUGAAAUUGUUUACUUCA